Molecule: messenger RNA, 378 nt
Organism: Aspergillus ochraceoroseus IBT 24754
Lineage: Eukaryota; Fungi; Ascomycota; Eurotiomycetes; Eurotiales; Aspergillaceae
Product: nuclear transport factor 2 family protein
Exons: 1
Coding region: 1-378 (125 amino acids)
Source: RefSeq, a predicted model, not a curated record
AUGAAAGCUACGCUUGCGACGCUCCCAACGAGCUUCUUCCGCGCCGUUGACAACCGCGACAUCGACGCAGUCCUCGCACACUUCUCCCCAGACGCGACAUUCACCGUCCAAACAGAUAACGUUACAUACACUGGCGAAUCCGAAAUCCGGGCCAUGUUCACCAAGCUCAUUAAUAGCGCCCAGACCAUAUCGCACGAGGUCACUGGCACAGUUGUCGACCUUGCCCGGGGAAGGAUCGCCACCGAACAGCGGUUUACGGUGCAGUAUGCGGAUGGGACAUCCACUGAGACGUGCAACGGCAGUUUCUUUGAUGUUGGUCAGGAUGGGAAGUUUACGAGAUUUGUUGUUUGGAUGUCGGGGGUGAAUCCUGUGAAAUAA